AAGAGGAGGAACUAAAAUAUGGUCAUUUAGUUAAUAUCACUUCUCUACCAACGCCAAACCAAACAAGCUGCUGAAGGUGUGCCGGACACUUACUGAGAAACGUUCUGGAUGAAAGGUCACCCUUACAUUAUUUGGAUGUCUUUGAAUUCGGGUUAUUAAACCGUCGUAGAGAAACGAUUGAAGAAGCUUGAAGUGCGCGCACAAAUCUGCAGUCAUUAGUUUGAAGACGAGAUAUGCGUAGACAGUGAGUGAAGACUUCUGCACUGAGCCUGCCCGCGAUACAUCGUUGAGCUUUUCAGUUUUAUCAAUAUAACUUUGGCUGUAGAGUUUUGAACCAUCUACGCGAAAUGGAGAGACAGCAGUGUUGAAAGACUACUGGAAUUUUCGUUUUCCCAGACCGAUCAUGAAAAGCUGACGGCCAGAACCUGAGUGAUUGUGCCUUGCCAGGGAACAAAACACUCUCCACAGAAUCAAGUAAGAGGGCUGCAUUUACCAGAGGGCCUCCCAGACUCCAUAUCAGAUUCCUCGUUUAUCUGCAAAUCAGCUGACCUGAAAGCUGUCAUGGCAGCAUACGGUCAGACCCAGUACAGCCCCGCCCUCCAGCCCGCGGGACCAUACACACCGUAUACACACCACGCCCAGGGAUACAGCAUGCCCUCGUACAACAUUAAAACAGAAGACAGCCUGAGUCACUCUCCAGGACAGAACAGUUUGCUGAGCUACUCCAACUUCAGCAGUACCCCCAGCCAGUCACUCUACAGCUACUCCACACAUGGUAGCAGUAUUUCAUCUGGGAUUUUCCAGGGAACCAACCCAAUCACUGGUUCCACUCCAUUUAACACCACACAGCAGGACUUCUCGACGUACUCCGGCUACAACCAGAGCCAGUACUCACCCUAUUACAACACACACUACAACAACCCGUACCUAACAGGAAACAACAUCAGCCCCGGCGCCAUCACCAGCGCCAUACCCUAUCAGCACCCAGAACACCCUGCCGUCAUGCCCAAUCACAGCCCGGAGUCCCAAUCAGGAGAGUACCACCCGCCUCCGAGCCCCCCCACUCCGGGUAAGGAGCCUGACGGGGUUCCAGUCAGACGGAGCUCCGAAGGAAAACUGAGGGGCAGGAAAAGAGUCAGCGACCCACAGCCCCCUCUGGACUCGGAUAUAGAGCGUGUGUUUGUAUGGGACCUGGACGAGACCAUCAUUAUUUUCCACUCUUUGCUCACGGGGAGCUUCUCCACACGUUUUGGCAAGGACUCGUCCAAGGCCGUGUCGCUGGGUCUGUGGAUGGAGGAGAUGAUCUUCAACCUGGCAGACUCACGGCUGUUCUUCAACGACCUGGAGGAAUGUGACCAAGUUCAUAUUGAUGACGUGGCGUCAGACGACAAUGGGCAGGACCUGAGCACAUAUAACUUUGCCACCGACGGGUUCCAGAGUCCCGCGGGGGCCGGUGCUCUGUGCCUGGGCUCCGGAGUCCACGGGGGGGUGGACUGGAUGAGGAAACUGGCCUUCCGCUACCGGAGAGUAAAGGAGAUCUACGGCACCUACAAGAACAACGUGGGAGGUUUGCUGGGCAGCCCCAAGCGCGAGGAGUGGCUGCAGCUCCGGCGGGAGAUGGAGGUGCUCACAGACCUGUGGCUGACUCAGGCUCUCAAGGCCCUGGCGCUCAUCAACUCCAGACCCAACUGUGUUAACGUUCUGGUGACCUCCACCCAGCUGAUACCAGCCCUGUCAAAGGUCCUGCUGUAUGGCCUGGGUUCUGCCUUCCCCAUAGAGAACAUCUACAGUGCGACCAAAACCGGAAAGGAGAGCUGCUUUGACCGCGUGGCGCAGCGGUUUGGUCGGCGGGCAGUCUAUGUGGUAAUAGGGGACGGAGUAGAGGAAGAGUCAGUAGCCAAGAAGAAAAACAUGCCUUUCUGGAGGGUGUCCUGUCGGCCUGAUCUAGAGGCUCUGAGUCAUGCACUGGAGCUGGACUACCUCUAGUGGUUGCUAUCACCAUACUUCCCAUCAUGCCUUCAGUUAUUUCCUGCCUGGUGAAGCCACUUCCCGCCCAAAGGGCCAAUUGGAUUGAGGGCUGCGACAAUUUACUACAAAACAAAAGCCAAGAGUCAAGGGACCAAUGUUUGUGCCUGCAGGGAAUUAGAAAUGAAACUGGAAAUCUUACACAUGCUUUAAUCAGUUCACAUGUGACCGGUAUCCCAGUUUUCCAUGUGAAAGGUAUCCCAGUUUUCCAUGUGAAAGGUAUCCCAGUUUUCCAUGUGGAAGGUAUCCCAGUUUUCCAUGUGAAAGGAAUCCUAUGUCUGAACUUUAAAAGGCUGAAAAUAUGGGAUCUGAGUGCAUUUCAUCCUUGUGCUGAGGAUGGAUAUUUAGUUUGUUUUGUGCUGGCUCAUUGUCUGAUUAGGAAUGGGUUAGGCAAGUGGGAACUGUAAAAUGUUUAAAUGGGGAUUGGACACUACCAGCACGUCAUUAGAGAUAGCUAGCUAGAUCCUACUUUGACUGGAUCAUUUCACAUGACUUAGUUUUUGUUGAUAGAUUGUGAAUUUCUAUUAUAACUACAGCCUUGAUAGUGCCUCUGUCUAAUUUAGCAGGUUUUUGAUAAAUUCAUAGUCUAAUUAGAUUUGUUUUAACCAAUAAAUGUGACCUAUUUAUUGAUCAGUUCAGUUACACCUGGUCAAAAUAAUAUUGUAGAUGAAAUCUUACCACAGUCUUACUGCUCAAUCUCAAUGUUAUGAGCUGAGACCUCAAAUUAAAAUGUAUUGGUUGAGGACAUGAGCAACAUGUAAACGUGAAGAUGGAUACAUUGCCAUAACAUUUAGUUCAUAGCCCAUUAAUGAUGAGUGUCAUUAUCAAUUUAAUCUAAUAGACUAUUGAAUUGCAACAACCACACAAUAGAGUCAAACUGCAGAGACUAUCUCUGCUCCCUCAGACAGGGUAAUAUCGAUUCUGGAUGAUGUUUUUCAAUAUAUCUACUGUAAUUAAUAUUACCAAAUUUGAAAACCCUUAUAUUUUACUUAUUUAAUGUCAUUUCCUCGGCAUAAUGGCAAAAACGAAUUAUGCAACCUCCAUUUGCAGUUUAGCCAAGAGGACAGACAGACAGAGACCAACAGCACUAACAAAACCAACUGUCAUGAAAUGGACUCCAUCUAAUGCGUAUUGCAGAAGUUCAGUGCUAUAGUUUUGCACUCUGGCGUUUCCGGAUACUACAUUCACAGUCAAUCACAAUAUAGUCCAGAAUCCUCCAAAAUAUGGGUCGAAUCGAGCCCUCAAUCAAUGUGGAAACAAAGCAACCCUUUUGACACAGCACAAGGAAAAUCAAUUACUUAAGAAAUAUCCAUUCCUUGUGAAACCUCACUUUAGGCAUAUCAUUUUGGCUUGAAGAGGACUUAGUGUAGUAAUUUAAUAUUCUAGAGAACACAUUUUCUGCUUCCUAAGUUUCUGGGUGUACAUUUGUUGUAAUCUUUCUCCAUGAAUGUUCAUACGGUAUAUAUCCUGUAUGUAAUGGACCUGUUAUGGUUGUCUUGGGACUUGCAUGUGCGUAUUACACUGCCUGUCAGCUUAGCUACGAUUUGUAUAUAAGGAUUUAUUGUUGAUUCGUUUUUUUUGACAGACAAUUAUAAUAGAUUAAUAAAGAUAAAUUAAUUACA
Messenger RNA from Esox lucius (northern pike), 3647 nucleotides. It is a transcript of the gene eya2, whose product is annotated as EYA transcriptional coactivator and phosphatase 2. Gene Ontology annotation, cellular component: nucleus. Bases 562 to 1986 code for a protein of 474 amino acids. The transcript is spliced from 16 exons. Lineage: Eukaryota; Metazoa; Chordata; Actinopteri; Esociformes; Esocidae. Gene Ontology annotation, biological process: cell differentiation; positive regulation of DNA repair; multicellular organism development. The record is from RefSeq and is a predicted model, not a curated record. Gene Ontology annotation, molecular function: protein tyrosine phosphatase activity.